This is a messenger RNA of Toxorhynchites rutilus septentrionalis, 3058 nucleotides long. Its product is annotated as peptide transporter family 1-like. Gene Ontology annotation, molecular function: dipeptide transmembrane transporter activity. The transcript has 5 exons. Gene Ontology annotation, biological process: oligopeptide transport; transmembrane transport. Gene Ontology annotation, cellular component: membrane. Bases 704 to 2887 code for a protein of 727 amino acids. The record is from RefSeq and is a predicted model, not a curated record. Lineage: Eukaryota; Metazoa; Arthropoda; Insecta; Diptera; Culicidae.
AUAUGUUUAUUAUAGUAAAACAGUUCGGUUGUUGCUCAGUCUUUCGUUAACCGGCAGUCGGAGAGGUUUGAAGUUCGCUGCGAAAUACUCUGUGUGUUGUGUUUGUCAUUGUUUUGUGUUGUAUUUUUCGCUACCGCAAAUGUGUAACCAUUGGUUUGUUUUUGCAUUUUAAGACCAUUUAAUUGUGUUAAGGGUGCCUGAAUCAAUAGAGGAUAUAAAUGCGACAGGAUUUAUUCCGUCAUUGUCGUAGUGAAGUGUUGCAGAUUGCUACGAGCGCGCGUUUCCGUGUCACCCCCGUACCGUCAGAGCAAUUAACCACUAAAGGAGAUGAAUCAAAUUAUCGUACUUUCUUUUGAAAAAAGUUAAUAACAGUGCUUCAUGAUAAAUAAAUAAAAGAAGAGUGUCCAUAAAAUAUACAUACAAAACCGAAGUGUAGUAGUGCGCACGUAUUGUGAUCUCGGGGGAAAAUUUGUGAAGAUCAAAAGUACCUGUUGAACAUGAGCGCGCGUGCAAGUUAAAUUUUACUAAUUGAACGUCGUUACUGCAUGUGGUCGGUGGAAAGAAAGUUUAUGCACGCUGAUCAUUACUAUCAAUGUCGAUUAGAGGAGCUGUCGAAAGCGGUUUAUAGUUUAGCUCAAAAGCAACCCACUGGAAAAUUCGAAAAUUGCGACAGGAAAACACCGACAACGCAACGAUAACGAAAAUGGUUUCAACGCAGUUCGAAGUAUCUAAUUCACCGCCUGUACGAUAUCCGAAGUCAAUAUUUUUCAUUAUCAGCAAUGAAUUCAGCGAACGUUUCAACUACUAUGGCAUGCGAACGGUGCUGGCCCUGUACCUUACCCAAAAGCUCAACUACGAUGAUGAUACGGCUACCGUGAUAUAUCAUGUUUUCACUAGCCUGGCGUACUUCUUCCCUCUGAUGGGUGCCAUCCUCGCCGACAGCUGGUUAGGCAAGUUCAAAACUAUCUUCUACCUGUCUAUGGUAUACUGCAUCGGAAGCACACUGAUAGCACUUGGGGCAAUACCGCCCCUCAAUCUACCAGCCACAGCGAUGACUGUACUUGGAUUGUUAUUCAUAGCAGUAGGAUCUGGAGGCAUUAAGCCUUGCGUAUCGGCGUUCGGGGGAGAUCAAUUCAAACUUCCCGAACAGGCAGUUCAACUCGCAAAGUUCUUUUCGUUGUUCUAUUUCGCGAUCAAUGCAGGUUCACUGAUCUCAACGACGCUAACUCCAAUUCUACGCGAAGAUGUCCAUUGCUUCGACAGUCCCGAUUGUUUCUCGCUUGCCUUCGGGGUACCAGCCGUACUUAUGAUAUUUUCAAUUUUUGUAUUUGUCUGUGGCAAAUCAAUGUAUAAUAUCAAGAAGCCUGCCGGUAAUAUGGUUGUUCUGGUAUUCAAAUGUGUAACGAAUGCUUUGUCAACGCGGAUGAAAGAACGUCACUCCAAUCCACGUGAACAUUGGCUGGAUUAUGCCGAAACUAAAUACGGUCGACAAAUAGUUUCCGAUAUAAAAUCGCUAAUGAAAAUUUUGAUACUCUACAUUCCGCUGCCAGUAUUUUGGGCGUUAUUUGAUCAACAGGGCUCCCGGUGGACAUUCCAGGCAACGAGAAUGAACGGCGAAAUCGGUGCAUUCACUAUCAAACCAGACCAAAUGCAGGUCAUCAACCCGCUGCUCAUUCUUGCAUUUAUUCCUUUUUUCGAAAGUCUAGUAUACCCAGUUCUGGAAAAAGUUGGCAUUAGAACGCCCCUGCGGAAGCUUUCAUUUGGUGGUAUCCUGGCUGGUGCUGCCUUCGUCCUGUCCGGGUUUGUUGAAAUCGCCUUGGAUAAAACGAAUGCUGUGAUUCCCGCGGCGACCGAAUCUCAAUUGCGAAUUUUUAACGGAGUUCCUUGUGAUUACCACUUCAAGACUGAUAUACCCGAAUAUAGUCAGUUCACCGUACAAUCACUCGGGGCAUUCGAAGCUGUACAUGUUAAUACCAUGCAGAACACAACGUUCCGAUUCACAGCAGAAACAACCGAAUCGUUCUGUGUGCAAGCGAACAUUUCCACGAUUUCCGGAACAUUCUAUUUAAAUCCAGGACAUGCCGUCAGUUAUUUCAUUAGUCAGAAAUCGAAUAAAACGACUCUGCUUGAGUUUGCAGACUCAACUGAGAAGGAUAAACGUGGAUUGCCACGAAUCAGAAUACUCGGAAACACAAAAACGACCAACAAUUUAACCCUGAAGAAUAAUUGGAUCGUUGAUGCGCAUUAUAAUGUUUCACUCGAAAGCUUUGAUCAGAUGACGGUUGCAGAUGGGGAAUACGAUGUAUUCAGCGAUAAUGGAACGAGACGAAUUGGGGCACUCAAGCUUGAGCUUGGAGGAGUUUACACUGUUAUACUACAUGAAGUUUUGGAGAAUGAAUUUACACUUCAACGACACAUAAUAACACCCCCCAACUCGCUGCACAUGCUAUGGCUCGUUCCCCAAUACGUUGUAAUCACGGCCGGCGAAGUAAUGUUCUCGAUAACAGGUCUACAAUUUUCAUAUUCCCAAGCGCCCGAAAGUAUGAAAUCAGUAAUACAAGCGUUCUGGCUGCUGACGGUCGCCAUAGGGAAUAUGUUGGUCGUGUUUAUUGCUGAAGCAAAAUUUGUCCACUCGCAAUCGCUCGAAUUUUUCCUGUUUGCAACACUUAUGUUCCUCGAUAUGGCCUUUUUCAUGGUUCUAGCCGCACGCUAUACAUACGCCGAAAAUGAAGAUGAUGUUGAAUCGUGUAACGUCAAAAAACUCGAUAAUAGACUGGAUAUGAACCCGUCCAAACUUAAUCAGGAUCCAAUGGUGAAAGGGUUGGAAAAUGCUAAGUCCGCCUAUACAAACGAUGCUUACGAGAAGACUGAGAGCUGUGAAAGUUGAAAAUCCUAAUCUCAUUUUAAUUGUAUUAUUUGUAUAUUUUAAUCUGCCAAUAUUCAGUUAUUGAAGUGAUUCAAAGCAACAGGUCUGUCUACGAAUAAGUUUGUUAAUAAUACUAUAUCUAUAAGGCCAGAAGAUAUAUUACUAAUUCAUGCAGCAGUGCAUAUAUUUUAA